This is a messenger RNA of Alligator sinensis (Chinese alligator), 2325 nucleotides long. It is a transcript of the gene MCMDC2, whose product is annotated as minichromosome maintenance domain containing 2. The record is from RefSeq and is a predicted model, not a curated record. The transcript has 16 exons. The coding region runs from base 242 to 2299 and encodes 685 amino acids. Gene Ontology annotation, biological process: double-strand break repair via break-induced replication. Lineage: Eukaryota; Metazoa; Chordata; Crocodylia; Alligatoridae. Gene Ontology annotation, molecular function: DNA binding; single-stranded DNA helicase activity; ATP binding.
AGUGGAGGAAUCGUAUAUAAUUCUACUGAUUUUAAUCUCUAGUUAACUCUUAAGAUUUUUCUUAGUGGCCUUGUAUAGCCUACGCUUCUGAAACUUAAUUUUGGUGGAUUUUGUAGCAUUGUAUCAAUCUAGAAGAGGAUGCAGCUGAAUGUGAAGAAUUGGAGAAGAAGAAUGUGAAAAAGUGGAGAAGCAAGCAGCUACAUAGUCAGAUCCACAGGCGAGCAAAAAACUUCCCUAGAAGAUGAAUCCAGAACUUCUGAAAAUGAAGGAGGUUGCCCUUAUUUACCUUGAUAGGAGUGGUGGCCUUCAGAAAUUGGUGGAUGAUUGCAAACACUAUAAUGACUCAAAGCAAAGUUAUGCUGUUUAUCGAUUCAUAAUUUCAGUAAACCCUUCUGACAUUACUGAAUUGGAUGCAGCUCUUGGAAAUCAAAUUUUGCAUGAACCCCUAAAAGCUGCACAGAUUUUUCAGUCAGUGUGUUUCAUAGCUGUUAAAACCCUGUCAUUAAUUGAACAAUUACAGACAGAGGCCCAGAUUAGCAUAGUGCUGAAACCAACACACUUACCUUCUCUGCCAAGUUAUGUCCUCAGUCUUCAUGAGUUUCCAUUCAAUUACGUGUCUCAGAGAUUUUACAUGUUGGAGGGAAUAGUGAUUGCAAUGGGAAUGGUAACAAAAUAUACUCAAGGAGCAAGAUUCCUUUGCUCGGAAGACAGCUGUCCGUUUUCUGAAGGAUUUAAAUAUAUAAGAGUACAUCUACCUGGAGCUACAGAGUCUGCCACAGUGAGGAAUGAUUUUGUGUGCAGCUUGUGCACCUCACCACUGCAUGAGGACAUGAAAUUUAGAGUACUUGGUGAUAAACAGUUGGUUGAAAUGAUUGAUGCAAAGGCUCUUAGAGCUUUUCAAGCAUACUUCAACAAUAAGCCACAUUUCAGGAUUCAGUCUUUUACAGUUUUUCUAAGAGAUGAAUUGUCCAACAAAGUAAAAAUAGGAAACAGAUACAGGUUUAUAGGAAUUCCAGCUUGCGUACAAAAUGGCCCACAAACUACAGUAUGUAUAGAGGUCAGCAGUAUACAGCUCUAUACUCCCAAAGAUCCUUCUCAUAUCAGUGACAAUUUUAAGUACCUGCUUUCACUGACUUCAAAUUCAUGCUGGAGGUUUUCAGCCAUACUUGCCAAUAUAUUUGCUUCUCAAGUUGUUCCACCAGGCACUUACAAUACUCUCAAGCUGUCUAUGUUGCUGAGUCUAGUACAGACAUGUGAUGAAGAUACUGAGACAGCAGGUUAUCUGGAUCUUUUGAUUGCAACAAGUGACACUCUAAUAGUAGACAGGCUUUUGAAUUAUAGCAUUUGCCUUGUGCCUCGGGGCAUACGACACCCACCAUCUAGCAACAUUUUUCCUACUGUGUGUAAAGAUAAGCAUGGAACUGGAACUGCUAGUAUUCAGGCUUGCAGUGCUUUGGUGGCUAAAGGCGGUGUAUGCUUCAUCGGAGAACUGUCUUCAUACAAGAAAGAUAAACUUGAACUUCUGCAGUCAGUGCUGGAGAGCAGAACAAGUACAAUAUUCAUUCCUGGAAAGAAAUAUGGAGAAGAUGCUGACCAACAAGUUACUCUUCCAAUUCAGACCAGCUUCUGGUCUUUUGUCGAUGUGGAUUCUUCCUCAAAAAAGCAUGUUCAAAAGGAUAACUCUCUUAUUGGCCAGAUGGACUUGAGUUUCAUUUCAGCUAACCUUAUAGAUGCUUUUGGACUUUUGAUACACUGCAGUGAAUUAAACUCUUGCCAACUAGCUCUUCCUCUUAUGCAUCACAUCUUGAAGAAAGCCAUUUAUCCAGAAGAAGCCCUUUAUACAGUUUCCCAGGAAUUCAGAACACAAGAUUAUGAAGAGUUAAUUGCGUUUGCUAAGAAUUUGCAAGUAGAACUUGGUCCAGAAGCAGAGAAACUGAUUCAUGGCUACUACCUAGCAAGUCGCAGAGUCAGGACAGAUUCUAUUCGUGGAUCGACGCUAUCAGCAUCUGCGCUGAAAAUCUUAGUUUCACUGUCUGAAGCACAUGCAAAGUUGAGCUUGAGGAGGAAAGUACUUGAAGAAGAUGUACUGAUAGCUGUCUUGUUGCUUGAAUCCUCUCUCACAUUAAAGCAUGGUGCCUCCAUAUUUUGUGUUGCUCCCAACGCUGUGUUUCCAUUUGACCUCACUGAUGAGAGCUCCCUGCAGCAAAGAGAUGUUUACCUCAGGCAGUGCUACCAACAGCUGUUACAGUUUAUUGCCACAUACGGGCCUGGCAUACAUGCUACCACCAAUGAAGAAUAGUGUGUUUAAUUGAAGCACCUGUUCUU